AAAUCCGGGAACUCCAUUUCCGAUCCGAUCACGGGAGAAAGAUGUCAAAACUAGUUAAAGCAGGAAUUGGAAUGGCAAUUGCAACAGCUGCAGUUGGUUUUACUACCUACAGUCUUGGUUCGGCCAACAGAGACGAUAAGAAGAAGAAGACUUCAGAGAAAUGUGACGAUGAUGCCAGCUUAACAACAAUGGUCAUGGACAAAGCUAAGGAUACCAUGGAGACUGCUAAGGACACAAUCAAGGGAGCUGAACAAUCUCUGGAGAAGACGUUAAGUAGUGCUAAGAAUAUGAUUACAUCAGAAAAGAAGACUGAUGAACCUGCAGAGAAGACCUGGGUUCAGGAACAGCUCGGGAAGGUUCUACCAGAAAAAAAGGAUAAGGAUUCAUCAAAGACGGACGAGAAGAGUUUUUUUGAUAAUACUAUCGGAAGGGUUCUCCCAAAGAAAAGCGAUGACAAGUCUGAGUCUAAGAGCAACGAGAAAGGUUGGGUUCAGGGCACUCUUGAUUCCAUUCUUCCUGAGAAAAAGGAUGCCAAGUCUGAUUCUAAGACUGAAGAGCCAGGAUUGUUCCAGGAAACUAUGAAAAAGGUUCUACCUGAGAAGAAGGAUGAAAAGUCUGGAAAGAAGUCUGAAAAUGAGCCAGGAUUGUUCCAGGAUACAAUUGAGAAUUUGUAUUCUGAGAAGAAGGAGGACAAGUCUGCUUCUAAGAACGAGAAAGAGAAAGACUUUCCCAGAUUUUAAUUUUUUGUUCGAAAUAUUUAUUAGUUAAAUGUCUCCUAAAUACACAACGAUAAUGAAUUGAAUUUAAAUUA
This is a messenger RNA of Eurytemora carolleeae, 811 nucleotides long. RefSeq lists its product as uncharacterized. Lineage: Eukaryota; Metazoa; Arthropoda; Copepoda; Calanoida; Temoridae. The transcript has 5 exons. The record is from RefSeq and is a predicted model, not a curated record. Bases 42 to 740 code for a protein of 232 amino acids.